Molecule: messenger RNA, 8728 nt
Organism: Ahaetulla prasina
Lineage: Eukaryota; Metazoa; Chordata; Lepidosauria; Squamata; Colubridae
Gene: NIBAN1
Product: niban apoptosis regulator 1
Exons: 15
Coding region: 616-3693 (1025 amino acids)
Source: RefSeq, a predicted model, not a curated record
CAGACCCCUGCUUUAGGCAGAAAAGCCACGAAAGACAGGUCUUUCUCAUGCAGGUUAGAUGUGAGGUUUGAAGCAGCUGAGUUGAUCUUCCUGCGGAGAGCUCAGGUGAUUCCCCAACGCUCCAACGCCAACCGAUCUUCUUUUAAUAUGCAGUCAAGACCGGCCGCUUCUAUUUAUCUCUCGCUGGCUGGCGGUGGAAGUACCGGUAACACAAGACCUCUGCCCGCCCUUUCGGCAUCUAUCAAGAUGGCCCUGACUUUAGUUCAGCAGUUUGCAGAAAAAGGCCGAGAAGAGGGAGCUGGAGUUAGGAAUCCAGCUGCUCUUCGUUUGCUCCCAGCGAGGAUUCGUCUCCUGGAACCGGGGCGCUUUCGGCGGCCUGACCCUCUGCCAGGAGGAGCGGGGAAGGAGGCGCCUGAUCGGGCGGUGCCUGGGGCUGGAGGAAGUUUUGCACUUGGGCUGCAGAGGGGGAGACAGAGAGGAGCGCCUGAGGGCGAGGGCGAGAGCAAGAGCUGAGCGCGGAGCGAAAGGUUAGAGUCGAACCCAUCCUGCUUCCAGCUCCCUUCCACUCAGCCGCGCAUCUGUUCCUUCCCUUCAGCCGCUCCGAUCGCCGGCGGGAUGGGCGGAUCGAGCUCCAGUUUGCUGGACGACAGCAAGUGCACCUACAUCCGAGGAAAGACUGAAGCGGUGAUCAAAAACUUCAGCCCACACUAUAAGCGCCAAUAUGCUGUAUCGUUUUGCAAGCACAUCCAGAAUGAGCUGGAACAAAACAGAGAUCUGCAGUCUCAAUUUUUAAAAAUAAAGCCACCUGGAACACCCAGCACGGUCCUUUAUGAAGGAGAAGUGUCACAUUUUGCUGAAGACCUGAAGAAAUGGAAAGAGAGAUACAUAGUAAUUAAAAACAAUUAUGCUGUGGAAAGCUUUGAAAGCAAAGAGGCAUUCCAGAAAGGAGUAAGUUCAAAAACUUGCAUUCUCCCUAUUGGAGGCAAAGUGCUAAUUACAGGGGAAGAAUAUAAUACACUAUCUGAUAAGCAUUUUCCAGAACCUAAUGGUUCCAGUGAAAAAGAAAAUACCCAGGCCUUUGUUGUCCCUCCAAAGGAAUUUCCAGUCUACCUGUGGCAGCCUUUCCUUAGACAUAGUUAUUACUGUUUUCCGGAUUCAGAAGCCCAGAAGCAAUUCAGCACCAUGUUGAACGAUUGCAUCAGGCACUUAAACCAUGGCCACCCCAAUGAAGCUGUUGAAGUGCUGUCCCGGUGUGUGGAAGCCGUACGGGUCUGGAUGGGGAGAAACAGGCUCAAGCUUAAUCCCUCCAAGACGGAGUGGCUGUGGAUGCCGGCACCCCGAUUCAGUCAGCUGCAGCCGCGGCUGACUGUUGGAGAUCCGUUCAAACAGCCUUCCUUUGAAAGUCAAGCAUUUUUAGAAGCGGUCCAGUUUUUCCGUCAGGAGAAAGGCCAUUAUGGGCUGUCAGAAAUGAUUAUAGGAAAUGAAAAUCAGAUUCUUAGCAACCUUGUGAUGGAGGAGCUCCUAUCUAGCCUUCAGAGCAUGGUGCUCCCUAAAAUGAAAGGAAAAAGAAAUGACCGAAAGCGGGCAUGGUUUGGUAUUCUAGAAGAAACAUACUAUUUGGUACUUGAUCAGGUAUCAGAUGGUUUACGUUCUCUGAAAGAAGAAUGCAAAGAGGUCACUCUAGGACUAGAGGGAACUAUUCGUUCAAAUAUAGACCAGAUUGUGACUUCGAAAGACUUUCUGGCUACGAAAAUAAAAGGGAGCAUAACUGAACCUAUCCAGAUCUGUUGCAGUGAAAGUAUUCAGCCCUUUUUAGCUUCUGUACUGGAGGAACUCAUGGGGCCAGUAAGCUCUGGAUUCACCGAAGUCUGUCUGCUGUUUGAAAAGGAAGUCAAUGCAAUCAGCCAAACCUUUCAAGCAACAAAUGAUGUUGCAACACUAAAUGAGAAUGUGAAUCACCUGAUGAACCUGCCACAUGACUCUGUCAAAAUGGAGCCUUCCUAUCUAAAAGUCAAUUUUCUUCAAGAGCAACUUCAGGAUCUCAAGACCCGCUUCAAAUUCCACAACAUUGACUUGGUUAUCCAGAGGACACAUAAUGUAAUGCAGGAGAUUCUGGAAAAUGCAGUAUAUACAUUUGAGCAGCUACUAGGUUUAAAUCACUCCAAAGACAUCACCAAAAUGGCAACAGCCAUAGAAAAAGUCAAACUUCGUGUUCUUAAGCAAUAUGAUUAUGACAGCAGUACUAUCCGGAAGAGGAUAUUUCAGGAUAUCUUGGUCCAGAUCACUCUGCCCACACUGCAGCGGACAUUGGCUUCAACAUGUAAACCGAUGCUUCAGGAGUAUGAACAGUACAUCUUUGCUGAAUAUAACAGUUUGAUCCAAGUUGAAAAUGUCUAUGAAGAGAUUUUGUUUCAGACAUUGCUUGAUGAAACCUCAAAAGUGAUAAAAGAAGCAGUCCAUCUGAAGAAACAUAAUCUGUAUGAGGAAAUAAACCUGCCUUCUGAAAGUGUCUCCAGUUUGAGUGAUCUAAAAACGCCUGUAGAAUCAGCCCAGGCUAGCCCAGCUAGAGGACCAGCCCCCAAUUUGAUGGACGAAUCAGAUGCUGGCCUUGGAAGUAAUGAAGUUUUCUUAACAGAAAAACUGCAUCAAGAAGAGGAACGUGAUGAGGCUAGGAAUACAAAAGAAGAGGGGAUAAUAAUUUCAGAUUUCGGUGGCAGUGAAUCUUGUCCAAAAAUACUUACUGUUGUAGAGGGAGCCUUUCCAAUCACAAAUGCCAGUGAAAUCACAAUAAAACAAAAUAAAGGAACAGCAGAAGAAGAAGAGCUUCCAGUUCACGACGAUGUGAAUGAAAUUAGAAAUUUGUUGACCCUGACUGUUGAACUGAAAGAAUAUGAACAGUCUACAAACAAAGAACAAGAUUUACAGGAGUGUGGAAUGUCAAACCCAAAGGAAGAAGCACAAGAAAAGAGUAAAGGGGACCAUCAAACAGGUGAUAUGCAGAAGCCCCUUUCUCCUGUUGUAAAAGCAGAUGAUACAAAUAUUGUAAGUAGCUCUGGGGAAACAAGCAGCCUAAUUCAUCAGGAUGCUUCUGAGAAGUCUGAAGAACAGAGUCCCAGUGAUAUCUCAAGGGAAGAGUUGAACACAGAGCCAAACAUCGCACACCCAGAUGAAAAGAACGAUGGUACCUAUGACCAGUCUCAAACAGAGACAUCGACUGAAAGCAGUCAAUCUGACCAGAGUAAAAUAGUCCCUUUACCUCGUAAUGUUGUGUCUGAAGAACAGAAGUCACAAACAGAACAUGCUGAAGGUGAACAACCUGACCAGAUAAGGGAAGGAUUUUCCUCCCUCCGUUCUUUUCCAGAGGAAGAUCAUUCCCAAAUGGGACAACGUAUUAAAAUAGAUUCUCAUGAAGAAGAAUUGUCCCUUCUGCAAUCUGUCCUGAAGGAAACAGAGAUACCACCCUUCUUGAGCUGUUCCUUUGAAAUUCAAGAAAGCAUGUUGCAUACAGAAUCUUCAAGCACCGAGUCACCCCCUCUGGUAGUUUUCUUAGAAGUAAAAGAAACUGAUGCUAACAAUGUGGUAAGCAUGGACUCCGAAAAUGUCACUUUUGAUCAAGGGGGUGAUUCUGAACAAGCAGGUGAGUCCUUGCUGGAAAUGGAUGCUGCAGAUACAAUUAAAAGUGAUGAAAGAUGAAAAAAAACCUGAGGGCGACUGUUCUGAUUCAUCACUUACAAAAUAGAAUUUUGUAAAUUUAAAGCCUGAGCCCAAGUUAUGAUUACUUUCCUUAAAACUAGAAUGGAGAGACGUAUUCAAAAUUCACAACCUACUUGAGAGCCAUCUUUUAAUUUGAACCUGUGGCUUUCUGAAAAUUUGCAUUGUUUGAAUAAUACUCUUCUGUCAGUUGCUGCUUCUUGCCACUUACUCAUUCAGAAGUGAAUCAUGAAAGAAUCAUCACUCAAAUGGUGAAGAAUUUUGCAAACUACCAGUUAUAACUUGACAGAAUGCUUAGCCUUUCCUAUUUUUUGAAAAAACAGUUCACUGGGAAUAUUGAUUGCCCUGUUGACAAUGAACAAUUUAUUUGUGGAUGAGAUGUCAGUGACUCUCAGUAGAAUUUAGAAGGAAGUGCUAAAAUCAGGUAUUGCAAGAGAAAAAUAUAUAUAAUAGUGGUAUAUAAUAAAGAAAAAAGGAAGGCAAAUCUUUAAGAGAAGUAAUAGUAAAAUUUCCUUACUGGAAUCUUAGGGAACACAAUUGUACAUAGUGUUUUGAUUUUCAUAGGUAUAUUGUUGUUUUUGUACUUAAAAGCUUUGGCAGAUAUUUUGAAAAUGGAGAGAACUAAUUCCUCUUCUUUUACCAUUGUUAUAGUUGCUAUAUUUAAAAUUUACCAGAAUAAUUGGAACAGAUUUUUCUAUCCUAUUUUUCUACACCUUCUGCGGAGCACUUUAUACCUGCUUUUUUUCAAAGGGAAUGACAAUUUUUUACUGUAACUUGUGCCACGCACAAAAAUGAAACAGAAGCAAGCCAGCCAAUAAUUAAUAAUUCAGACCUUAGUAUGGUGGCAAUCCAUUUUCCUAAUAUUGAAUUCUAUUCCUGCACACGUUCUACAUCUGUAAGGCAAUUUCUGUAUUAUUUAUCUGAGACCAUUUAUUCUGAUUGUGCUAAUUAAGGAGACAAGUAGUAGUAUAAGCCAUUGGAUCAGGCCAUUGGAUCAGUCCAGAACCCUUGAUCAGUCCAAUUGGAUUAGUCCAAAACCCUUGAACUAACUUGGCUAGAAGACUGGAAACCAGAAUGUCUUUAAUUGUUCAUGUGCAGUGUAGUUGAAUAAUGCCUGCCUAUUUUCUCUUUUUAUCUCUACAAACAAGAGGGCUUCGGAUAUUCAAUGACUCUUCCGGAGUAGGACAGGGCAUUUAUAACUCCACUCCUCUGACUCUCAACUUGAAAACAGCCUUCUAAGGGCUAAGAGUCACUUUUGUUUGCCUGACUAGAAUGAUUUUUUUUCUGACUCCUGUCCUCGAAUAGGAGAAAGGGAAACCCACUGCAAUAAGACUGGUUGGACUGCUAGCAGAUGGCCACAAAGUACAGUGUUUUAAAAUUGAGGGCAAGGGCAAGUAAGUUCAUUCAUUUAUUAAAAGCAAGUGCCGCAAAUGUAGUCAAUCUGAAUAACAAAUCACAUAUUGUAAAACAAUUUUAAAAGUUCAUGAUUAGUUGCAGUAGCAGAUUCCAGAGCAGCUGCAAAUAGAAAUUCGGCACUCAUUUUGGGCAGGAAGAGAAGUCUCUAGCUAAAGCAGAGAAUGACGACUGCUUGAAAAUGUUCCCACAAAAUUACUAUUUAAAUUUACUAACUCAUUGCUCAUAUUUCAUCAUCCCUGUUUUCUAACUGCUGUUCACAACCCUGAGAACUAAAAUACUUUUAGAUUAUAAUUCUUUGAACUCUAAACUGCACAAAUACCUUUUAAUUGCAUAGGUCAUCAGAUUAUUUUGAUGAUAAGCCAUCAUUCUACUAUUUAGUUCAGUGCAUGAAGUAAAAAAGACAUUCAAUAAAUUUGCAUGAUUACAUAUCUCUUUUUUUAACAUGUUGGAAUAAGUGAUAGCAUGCUGUGUCAGUUAUGCAUUUAGUAUCCCAUAUCCCAGAAGUGUUAUAAACUGUAUUUAUGGCUACAUUUCUCCAUUUCCUAUAGAUCCUGAACAGUAAAAUAUGUCGCCUUACUGUUAGUCAUGCAACAGAAAAAAAAAACACCUAGGAUUUGACCUGUACAACAAUAGAGCUUCACUGUGCAUGCAGGGGGAAAAAACUGAAUGAUAGCAGAUUAGCAAAAUAAUUGAAACAAUUAGUCACCAAUUAGUUCUACACUUGUCACAGGCAGCACUUACCACUUUCAACUGAUUUCUCAUUAUUUGACAACUGGGAAAAGGGAAAGAGGGCAGAUUUAGCCCUAAAAUCUCUAGUUGCUAAUCUUUGUCAUAGUUAUAUUACAAUGUGAAUUAAUUUGAGAUUUUAAAUAUUUAAUUCCUGCUAUUAGCGUUGCUUCAAAAUUAUGUCUGUCAAGCAUCAGAAACAUUCAUAGUAACAGCCACUGCUUCAAAAUGGGAAGAGGUACAACUAGGCAAUCAAAACCCUGCCCUCUUCUACCUGUGUGCAGUGAAUGCAACACGUAUGAAAACAGGGCAAGAUUUUCAUUGGCUGGUUGCCCUUGCCAUUUUCAGGUAUUGCCAUUUUAAUUCUCACAGUAUAAGUUUAAAAAAAAUUAAAAUGUACUAAUGCAGCAAAAUAUUCUAGCUGAAUUGUUAUUUAUACACAAAACCAGUUAUCUGCUGUCUCUUUGUAAUACAAUAUAUAGAAUGACAUUUAUUCCAGUCUUUUAGUAUUUGUGCUUGAAUAGGAAACAUAUCCUCACAUCUAUAUAUUCAAGUCUUUUUUGUUUGUUUGUUUUUAAAAAGGAUGUUUAGACUGAAUAUAUUCCUAUAUUGGAAGUAAACAUUUACUCAAAGCAUUAGAGUUCGGAUAAGGACCCAAGUAAAUGUCAGUAUUUUGGACAAUUACCAUGAGUAAUCAGAGGUUAUAGCAGAGGUGUGCUGCUGCCGGUUCGCACCAGUUCGGUUAAAUCGGUAGUUAAGAUUAUGCGCAGUUCACCAAACUGGCAAAUGCCACCACUGGAGGUAGGAUCACUCUGCCCCAGCCAUGUUUUCCAGGGCUGCUUGGAGUGAAAAGCAUGCAAUAUGCUGCCGCUAAGCUCCUCCAAGGUUCCUUGCGCAAGCGCUGAAAUUGGCCGAUGGUCGACUGCAGCCAGGCUGCGGGCUUAGAGCAGCAGCAGAUGGAGUUCAGGGCGUACAAUCUACUCCUCCCAAUGUCCAAACCGGCGAGCUGGAAGAAAGAUUCUCUGACAUGCUGAUGAGUACAUACGGACCAAGUGGGCUUUUUGCUUCCCCCCCCACUUCCCCAUCCUGAUCGAGCAUGGCGUAGACAGCUGAAUGGAGGCAGAAAAUGGGGCAUUUCCAUCGGCCCUUCUCUUCUUUUCUCCCUAGCCUCCUUUUGCCAGCAUGCGCUAGGCAGGCUCGGCAGGCAGUUGUGAUUUUUAAAUGGGCUUUUAUUUUGUCAGCCCAAGAGUGGUGGGAAAGGGGCUUGGAAUGGUAUGGAGGAAAUUGCCCUGUCUCUGCAGCAUCUGCCUACCUCCACCACCCCACCUUGCCGUGAGUGAUGUCGAGUUGGCCAUGCCCACUCAAUCACAUGACCCCCCAAGCCACACCCACCCAACCAGUCACUAGGCUGUUAAAUUAAUUGCAGCCCACUACUGGGUUAUAGGAGUUAUUGUCCAAAAUGUUUUGAGAGCACUGCCUAACAACAUGUGAAGAUUCUAUUUAGGUAUAUAUUCUAUAUCGAUAUUAACCAUGCAUGCCAAAGCACACUUUGGAAGAAAUACUGCAGAGCUUGUGUGAGUAGAAAUACAGUUCCUCUCUGUUUCUACUUAAAACUUUCAUAUCUUUUUUCAGAUUUCUGAAAGUCUGAAAAAGACACCACUGUUUUAAGAGUCAUGUAAGUUGACUCAUUAAAGCAGCUGCAUCUUGUUUUAAGGCUCACCUAUGAGCUUGAAAAAAGGAAUGGUGGCAGUAAUUAAUAGUAGCAGUACUAUGAACAACCCUUCUGAAUUGUUUUCAAAACUUUCAUAGCCAUAGCCUGUACAUGAUAAACCAGUAUUUAGCAUACUGAGAUUUCAGAAAAUGCUCUUCCACUACUAUUAAUUAUUGCCACCAUUCCUUUUUUCAAACUCAUAGGUGAGCCUAAAAAAAGAUGCAGCUGCUUUAAUGAGUCAACUUACAUGACUCUUAAAGCAGUGGUGAAUAUUAUUUCAGAAGCAGAGUGUCUUUAUGAUGUUCUAAGAAACUUGGCAUUGAUACUGAAAAUAAUAAUCUAUGCUGUGCUCCUAUUCUCACAAUAUGUUUUCAUAAUAUGUUUCCUAACCUCCAUUCUGUAGUAUUUGAUGUGGAAGUAAGUUUAUUGAAUAUAACAUGAGAUCUUAAGAAAAAUGUGUUGGAUCUUUAUAUUUUAAAAAAAUAACUUGGUACAGGUGCAAUGAAGCAUGUAUAGGCAUAACAUCUCUUUCAAGGUGCAAACUUUUUUUCAGGUUUCCAUAGGGGACUGAAAAAUAAUUUAGCUGUUCUAGAGCAAUGCUAUGCUUAUGCUCCCCUAUCUACCAAAGUAUCUUUUUUGCAUUAUUUUCAAAGCAUGCCCAGCUCUAUUAGAUUUCAUAAAGGGGAGAUAAAAUUAAUGUGGGUCUACCGUUUUCAUUCAAAAAUUGACUGUCAUGCUUAUGAUACAUACUUGUUUCCUCAAACAAGGGAUUUAAAUAUUUACUUACAAUUAAAUCUGAAUUAUUUUUAUUUUGUAAUAGCUCCAAUUGCUUGUAGUUGAGCCUUAAGAGAAUAUAUAAAGGAUUGUAGUCUUAAAAUAAGUAAAUUCUUUUUCUUCAAAAAAGAUUUUGAAGAUUUGAGUAUUUAAUAAUAAAUAAUCUUUUUAGAAAUUUUCUUUUCUUGAGACUUUUAAAAAUCUGAUAUACUCUGAUUUCAUAUGUAGAUGAUUUCUUUCCUAUGCAUAGAAUGUUCCAGGUAUCAUUUAAAAUUCUUUAUGUGUACAUAUUUCAUUUGAAUAAUCAACUUGACUAAAAGAACCUACAAAACGCAAUGUAAUAUGGUUAACUUUUCUCAACUGCAUGUUUACAAAUAAAAUAUUAAUCUC